AUGGCUACAUCACCAAUAACGGCCGACUUCUCGUCACCCCCACUGAAGCGCAGCAAGAUUGUCUUACUGGGCGAUCAGAGUGUCGGGAAGACCAGUCUAAUCACAAGAUUCAUGUACGACACAUUUGACAACACGUACCAGGCGACGAUAGGCAUUGACUUCCUGAGCAAGGCGAUGUACCUGGAAGACCGCACUGUGCGCUUGCAAUUGUGGGACACCGCUGGCCAAGAACGAUAUCGGUCGUUAAUCCCAUCAUAUAUUCGGGACUGCUCGGUUGCCAUUGUCGUGUUUGAUAUUACGCAUCGCCAGUCGUUUUUGUCCACAUCAAAAUGGAUCGACGACGUGCGGUCAGAAAGGGGAAACGACGUUAUUAUUGUACUAGUUGGCAACAAGGCCGACCUGUCAGACAAACGGGAAGUUACGCUGGAGGAGGCCAACGCCAAAGCAGCACAGCUUAAUAUCAUGUUCAUGGAAACUUCGGCAAAAGCGGGACACAACGUGAAGAGCCUCUUCAAGAAGAUCGCGAUGGAGAUUGUCGGCAUGGAAAAGGAGACGGAGGUGACAGAGUCGCAAAACACUAAAAUUGAUGUCACGGCACCCCCACAAAACGAAGUGCCGGAUGCCUCUCAGUGUCAAUGUUAA
Sparassis crispa is the source of this 642-nucleotide messenger RNA. RefSeq names its product GTP-binding protein. NCBI's taxonomy places the organism in Eukaryota, Fungi, Basidiomycota, Agaricomycetes, Polyporales, Sparassidaceae. Bases 1 to 642 code for a protein of 213 amino acids. The record is from RefSeq and is a predicted model, not a curated record. The transcript has 6 exons. Gene Ontology annotation, molecular function: GTPase activity; GTP binding.